This is a messenger RNA of Symbiodinium necroappetens, 807 nucleotides long. NCBI's taxonomy places the organism in Eukaryota, Dinophyceae, Suessiales, Symbiodiniaceae. The record is from the annotation of a GenBank genome assembly.
AUGUCAGAAUCUGACUCCAUCAUCAGAGUAGGUCCGUGUGGGCUUUGCAAACCUCGAAACGACCCUCAGGAGUUCGUUCUACGCGCAGUCCGCUGCAACGGCGAUGUGCUGCGCUUCGCGGCAGGCUGGCACUCCCACCCAGAGGUUGCCUUGACCGCAGUGCAGAAGGCGCCGCAGGCCGUGCACUUUGUGGAUGCCUCGCUGCGUCAGACACCUGAGUUUGGGACAGCGGCAGUGAUGGUGAAUCCAUGGGUGUUCGAGCAGCUGGGAUCCCAACAUCGGAACGACUUGGUCCUGGCGCUGCAAGCGGCGAGAGCGCAGCCGGCGUUGGCUCACUUUGCUGGUGAACACAUCAAAGGCGAGGUUUUGGCACGCAUCCACAAAGAGCAGUCGGAAGCUUGUGGAGCUCCGGAGGGUUAUGUGGACGGCCCGGUGUGGUGGCUUCCCGAAACUCUGAAGUACAAGCACAAAGCGGCACAAGAAAUGGUGAAGCAACGCCUGGAGCGCAUGGAGAGGCGCGAGCUCAUCUCACAGCUCAAGCGCCGAUCUCCAAAAGUUGAGAAGGAAGGUCUGGCAGAGAAGUUGCUGUUCCCGAACGGGACAUUGACGAGCAACAUGCAGGACAUCAUGCUGGGAAUCUCUGGUUUCAAAGAUGCGGGGGCAUGGUAUGCUGCCAUCCGUAUCCUUGCGAUCAUGGACAUGGAAAAGCUGGAAGUGGACAUGCCCCUUGUGAACUGCGUGAUAUCAGCAUGCAAGAAUCGUGGCCACGAGCUCGCCCGGAAGAUUAUGUCGAACUUUGUGGCAUCU